This is a messenger RNA of Guyanagaster necrorhizus, 1598 nucleotides long. RefSeq lists its product as uncharacterized. Gene Ontology annotation, biological process: protein O-linked glycosylation via fucose. The transcript has 8 exons. Gene Ontology annotation, molecular function: peptide-O-fucosyltransferase activity. Lineage: Eukaryota; Fungi; Basidiomycota; Agaricomycetes; Agaricales; Physalacriaceae. The coding region runs from base 11 to 1444 and encodes 477 amino acids. The record is from RefSeq and is a predicted model, not a curated record.
CUCUCCUCCUAUGAGUGCCAAAUAUACCCGCGCCCGUUCACAGUCCCCCGUCUCAGAUGACUCCCUCGACACCGUGUACCGCGUUGCCGCCAAGUCCCGCCGCCGCGCCUACAUCAAUGCCGCCAUUUCCCUCACUUUUCUUUCCUUCAUCGCUCUUGUUUCCUUUUCCUUCUGGACGUCAUCCCCCACUGCCAGUCGAGCUGCAGAACCCAGCCAUGACGAUUCCACCAACUUGCGCACAGGGAAUUCUGAUGUCCUUGAUCCUUCGAAUUAUGUGCUAGGGGCACCCACUGAGCACUUCAGAGAUAACCUUCGCCCCGACGUGCAGUACAUCACGUCUUGGAUCUCUGCCGGUUGGACGAAUGACGUGAUGACUUAUGUCAAUUUAAUCUAUCUGGGAAUAAUCACCGACCGAGUACCCGUCAUUCCAAUGUUCACGCCAUCGCACAUUGGUGGUUCCGUGCCCCCCAUUGCGUUCGGUGAUGUCUUUGAUGUUCCGCGCCUUCGGAAUGCUAUAAACAAGCCGAUCAUCGAGUGGCGAGACGUCAAAGAUCCGGCCAGUAACCAACUCGACAACCUAGGUUGCUGGAAUGUUUGGGAAUCUUCUCAGUAUCAAGAAGCACACCCGCGUGGAAGCCCCGUUCUAUACCAUCUUGGGCUAGAUAUCUCAUAUACCAAAAUGCCUGCCUGGAUCAAGCUGUAUCAAGACUUUGAACAUGACUAUUCCACGACCUUUUGGACAUUAGCGAGAUUCGCCUACCCCGAAACUAGAAAUGCAAACCUUGUGACGCCACUACCCUCGCCUGCCACGAACGUCUCAUUACCACCUGAUGAGCAGAUGCUUUGUUACGACUAUUUAUAUUACGUCUGCGCGCAACAGCCAAACGAGUUCGAAGCCGAUUUCAGUCCUGCAUGGCGCUUCGUCGCGCAGUAUAUGCAUUGGGUUCCUUCUCUAGAGCGCCUGGCGAAUGUGUAUACAAAUCGGGCCAUCGGUCUUGGAGACGACGAACCUACCCCUCCGUACAUCGGCGUCCACGUCCGCCAUUACGACUUUGAUCGCUAUUGCGGGGACAUGCCACUAACAGAUUGUUUUGCACCUAUUCCCGUCAUUGCUCGACGGGUACGGGAAGUCAAAGACGAAUUGUUGGCAACAAAAGGGCUUGACGUCAAAUAUGUCGUGAUGACAAGUGAUGAGAGAAACGCGAGUUGGUGGCAGGAGGUUGCAGAACAGGGUUGGUUCGCUCCAGAUCAUUCUCGCACCAAGGAGCUGCUUGGAGACUGGUACCCGGUCCUCAUUGAUGCGGCUAUACAAUCUGGCGGAGUAGGGUUCGUUGGCACGGAAAUGUCCACAAUGUCACUCCUCGCUCGUCGGCGAGUUGAGACAUGGCAGAAUGGCGUAACGAGAACUGUAAAGUGGGGGCAUCCGGGCGCGGAUGACCACUAGGGACUAACGGACUAACAUUAUUUAAUAUUUUCAUUCAUUUGGCAUGGACUGGACGUUUGGUGGUACAUCGUUCGCUGAUAUCUGCAUCAAUGUAAAAUAUUUUGAACCAUAGAAUAAUGUACGAACAGGAAUCAUUUGCUUCGGCGUUCUACAC